This is a messenger RNA of Amoebophrya sp. A120, 1494 nucleotides long. NCBI's taxonomy places the organism in Eukaryota, Dinophyceae, Syndiniales, Amoebophryaceae. The record is from the annotation of a GenBank genome assembly.
AUGGAGCUUCCCGUUCUUGUCCGCCAGGGAUCGGCCGACAGCGCCAAGGGCCAGGGGCAACCUCAUGCCGCUGCCCCUCUUGAAUGUGUCCGCGGUAUGAUGGAAAACCGGUUCCACCGCUACAGCGCUCUGCUCGUGAUUUUGCAGGCCUUCGCCUACAUUCUUUUCGUGCUCUUCUUCAAGCUUGUCGUGAGUGACCCCCAUCGCGACGAGAAGAGCGGGACGUAUUGGCUGCGAUCCCUGCGCUUUCACUUUGACGUGCCACUUUUCCAUUCCAUGUUUAUCACGACCACGUGGUUCAUCGUAGUGUCGCUGUAUUUGCUGAAGAAGCGCGUGGUUGUACCGGAGAGCCAGCAGCGGAAUCUGAGCACCAAUCCGACCGGGAGCAACGAGCUCCAGAGCCUUGUCGAACAGUUCAGAUCAAAAUCCCAAAUAUCCCUCUGCGGCGUGCCGCUUGGGAUGCUGGCGCUGUUCACCUUUUUCAACGUCCUGAAUACGCUCACCGAGAUGUACGGGCUCCUGUACCUCCCGGCUUCGAUAUUGGAAGCAGUUAUGAUGAUGACGCCGGCUCUGUCAAUCGCGCUGACCAUCGCCUUUCAACCCAGCAUCCAGUACAAUUUCUACGCGUAUUUGUCCGUCUUGCCGAUUGUUGUCGGCGGCACGCUGUCUUCCCUUCCGAAAGAGUUUUUCCACGACGCGGGUUUCAUUCACCACAAAAACUACGGCCUGGGUCUCUGUUGGGCGUUUGCCGCUUCAGUGGUCACGGCCAUGCGCAUCAUCGUGAUCGAUUGCGUAUCCGGAACCUACGAGAGCACGUUAGAGCGAGUAUCUUCCAAUUCUUCGUUCGGCGGACCGACGCCAGAAGUCGGCGGGACGCCAUUCGAGCCCGACCGGGAGGACAGCCCGCUGGUCCAGGGGAGGGAGAUUGUGUCUGCGGCACCCGGAGGAAAUGACGCCGAUUUGCUUGCCGGCGAUCCAACUUUUGAUGCGGUUAAUGUAGCUGACACGGAGAAGAAAUUCCCGUCCGUGCUGCACAUCAUGCGCAUCCAGGCGCCUUUGAGCGCAGUAGCGUACCUCGUUAUCUCCCUAGUCGCGGAACGAAGCGGUCGUGCGCCCGGUGACAGCAGUUAUUUCUUGGGUGGAUAUUGGCGUCCGGCAGAGCGCAGCGAGCAAAUUUUGAAGGAGCCGAACGGGCACGGGAGGUACGCAACCUUGCUUUUCGUGAUCGUUUUCGGCGAGGGAGUUAUGGCGUCGGUAACCCUGUUGGUUGAAGUGCUGCUGAUUGAGCGGACGGGGAGCUACUCCAUGGCGAUUUUCAAAAACCUGAAUCGUGCGGUCGCGGCUCUCGCCGCAGUUGCUGUUUUGCGCGAAUCCUACGCGUGGUGGCAGUUUCUGGGCCUGAUUGUGAUGCUCUUUGGAAUCGGUGUGCGAUUCCUGCUCGGAGCGGAAACUUCGUCGGCCGCUGGUCCGUCAAUGGAAAAGCUGAAAAGCUGA